AUGAAGCUAACAACCGCCUUCUUGGGCUUGAAUGUAGCCCAGAUUGUAAUGGCAUCAGCUAUGCCAUCCUAUCCUGGACGUGCCAACUUGACUGUGACGACAUAUGCUGAUGAUAUGUUCAAUACCGCAAUUGAAUGGAACGACGGCUUCUGGGACGAAGAGGCAGGCUUCCUGAUUGCAGCAGCUAGCAAUGACGGUCGUUACGACACGCGACACAGCGGCUGGUACGCAACCCAAUUAUUGGCCAGAAAUGGACCCGGAGAUGUUGCUCGAGCUGUGCGCAUUUUUGACAAUGUUAUCUCGGGGCAAUACCUUAAUUCUGCUUGGCAAUGGUACGGCGAUUACCAACACUCGCCGUCGGAGCCCGAGCCUGGAACUCCUGAAUACGCCAAUGGCGGACCGUAUACAUCAUGGGAUCCUAACAUCCGGGACUUUGUAGGCUGUGCUUGGCUCAUGGCUCUCAGUGAUUAUGAGCAUCUACUCCCAGCGGCGACGGUCGCCAAGAUUGAGAAAUCGCUCCUCCUUGCGGCAAAGGGGGACCUAUACCGUGUUGGUGGAGUUGACGGCGAUAACCUUUACCCCUGCUAUUCGAAUCCAUGGUUGAUGGGGACAAUCCUGGUUAGCUGGAUUGGUACACGAUUGGGCGAUAAAAACUUGACACAGGCUGGAGAGAAUUCUGCACAGGAAUUUUACGAUCUCUGGAGCCAGCAUCGUACUCUUUCUGAAUUCAACUCCCCAACAUAUGCCGGUGUCUCCAUGUGGGCCUUGUCUCUAUGGAGCAAAUAUGCUGCAGAGGGCAGUCUAUUGAAGAAAUACGCCCCCGAGGUCUUGACCACGACCUGGAACGAUAUUUCCCAAUUCUACAAUGCGAAUCUAAAGAACCUUGCUGGUCCCUGGGACCGCACUUAUGGCUACAACAUGAAGGAAUACACGUCUUUGGUUGGCGCUCUGAUCUGGGGAGCUGUAGGACGCGAACAUGCUCCAUUCCCGCAACGAACAUCGGGCAUGUAUCAUCAAGAUGAUUUUGCCUUCUACCCACUCUUUGCCCUCAGCAUGCCAGAGAUGCUGAAAUACCUCUCCGCGGAAUCGAAGUCGAGCUUCGUCAAGUUCCCCGGGGAGCACUUCUUUACCGGCCAGGCUUAUUCUCCACCAUUCGACACCUAUCCGCGGAACAUCACUACUUGGAUGUCUAAGAAUAUCACCAUUGGUGCGGAGACUGUUGCUGAACAUGUUAUUGGAGGGCCAGCAAAGAGCACUUCUGCGUUUAGCCCUGCUGUUAUUCAGUGGACUAUCGACAACUACCAGAUUGGAUGUGUCUCGCACUGGGUGACCGAGUCUUCUAUUCAUGCUGUGGCUUCUCCAAAGGCUUUGAAAAUCUCCUAUCCAAAUGCCACUGCAUCAAAUGGUCCCGUGUCCUUCAACUUCUUAUUCAGUGGUCUCAAUGUUCGAAAUGGCUUUAAUGUGACUGGACUCGAGGGCUUGCCUGGUCUACCUCUGGAGGUCAAGACUAAUGCGGGUGCGGAUUACAGUAUCGUCUAUAACACAGAUCAGACUGUGAAUGACUUUAUUUUUUACAAUAUUACUUAUACGAUGCCAGAGCAUUUCACCGAGGAGCCUUAUAUCUCUCUCCGAGUUGUUUGA
This is a messenger RNA of Penicillium longicatenatum, 1641 nucleotides long. RefSeq lists its product as uncharacterized. NCBI's taxonomy places the organism in Eukaryota, Fungi, Ascomycota, Eurotiomycetes, Eurotiales, Aspergillaceae. The record is from RefSeq and is a predicted model, not a curated record. Bases 1 to 1641 code for a protein of 546 amino acids. The transcript is spliced from 2 exons.